UGCAGAAAGAAUAUUUGAAAGCCAUACGUGGACCCAAACAGAAGAAGAAUCAACAAGAGGAAGAACAGUCCGAUGCUAUGAAGAAGUACUCUGCGUUGAAGUUCAAAUUCAAGAACCAAGUCAAGGAUUUUGUUGAAUUCAAGGAUCCCAAAAGAGAAGAGAGAAUUGGAGGACCGCAUGUAGAGAAGUUUUUGGCUAAACUACAGGAGACAUCCCAAGCAGAGCUGCUCAAGGUGAAACCAGUCCCACCUAAAAAGAAGAAAAUUGAACCAGUGGUAGUGGAAGCCGACACUGAAGAAAAGCAGUUUGGAGUUGAUCUCGAAGUUGAAGAUUUACCUGGUUCUGAUUGGAGAACGAAGAAAGAUAGUUUCUUCGUUGCCGAAGAUGAUGACCCCAAAGUGACGAAAGCCAAGGAUGCCAAUAUGAAAGAUAAAAAUGAAGACUGGUACAACAUAGAUGAUCCAAGGAACGCUAUUAACAAACGUAGACGCGGUGAAGUUGAAGAAUGA
Auanema sp. JU1783 is the source of this 509-nucleotide messenger RNA. NCBI's taxonomy places the organism in Eukaryota, Metazoa, Nematoda, Chromadorea, Rhabditida, Rhabditidae. The record is from the annotation of a GenBank genome assembly.